Tilletiopsis washingtonensis is the source of this 1381-nucleotide messenger RNA. RefSeq lists its product as hypothetical. Bases 134 to 1267 code for a protein of 377 amino acids. Gene Ontology annotation, cellular component: endoplasmic reticulum. The record is from RefSeq and is a predicted model, not a curated record. NCBI's taxonomy places the organism in Eukaryota, Fungi, Basidiomycota, Exobasidiomycetes, Entylomatales. The transcript is spliced from 5 exons.
CUCUUCGGCGGCCGGAAAGAGGCAAAGCUUGUCGUGCUGGCGCACGAGGACGCUGGUGAGUCGAGCCUUUGGAGAUGUUGAAGCUGUUGCACAUGGACGAGCCUGGGGAGCCAGAUCUGUGCCAAGAUGAGACAUGCUCGGCGAGGCAGCCACGCGCUCAGCGCCCGUAGAGGCCAGUGCACGGACGAACCGCCCGCCACAGUAUCUGCGUCUCCGCUGCCAGCCGUCGUGCACCUAUCAGCUGCGUCGCACAAAAGCUGCGCUGCUUCAAGGGAGAGCAUUGCUCUGGUCUUGUGCAAGGGAGACUUACGUCUGGCGCACGGACGUCACGCGAGUGCGCUGGGGCUGCUUCUGCGAUGCCGCAAGGCGCGCAGCGGCUCGUCUAUCGCAGCACACAGCAACGAUCUGCGCUUCGUACGCCCGGCAGCCGAUGCCGCACCAGCUGACGCCACUUCGCGCAGACGUCGUCCCGGCCGCGCUGCGCCAGACCCACACGCUUCCCAGUGCGCCGUCUGCCCACGCCUUUGACGCUCUCUUCGAGUCGUACCGCAGCGGGCUCGAGUCUUUCAGUGUGAGUGCUUCGCAAGGCAUCGACUCGCUCAUCGCGCUGCUGCACGGCGAGGACACCUCGGCGCACGAGCCGAGUGUCGAGCCGCUGCGCUUCGACGCGCACCUCGACGAGCUGCGCGCCAGCUACGGCGCCGACAGCAGCGCCUUUGCUGAGGCCAAGGCCAGCGUCUCGGCCGCUCUUGAGAGCCUCGUCGCUGGCGCCAAGGCCCACGCGCCGAACCUCGCGGUCGUGGUCCUGCCGCGUCGCGAGGCCUCUUCCGGUCUCGAGGCGCGCGAUAGUCUCGACGUCUUCUCCACGGCGCCGCGUGCCUCGCGUGCCGUGUCCGACGUCGAGGCCGACCCGCUGCUGGCGAAGCGUCCCAAGGAGAGCGACUACAUUGGCAAGUGCUUCAAGUCGGCCAAGGACCUCGAGAAGGCCACGGCCGAGUGCAGCGGCCAUGGCAAGGCCGUGCAGACCAACCAUGGCGCGCGCAAGUGCUACACGUGCCAGUGCAAGGCGAGCAAGCACAAGGGCCGCACCACGUACUGGGCAGGAGAGGCUUGCCAGAAGGUCGACGUCAGCGGUCCGUUCGUGCUCAUUGCCUCGACGGUGGUUGUGCUGCUCCUCGUCACGCUCGGCUCCGUCUACUACCUCAUGGCCGAGGGCAGCGCCGAGCUGCCGUCGGUGCUCACGGGCCUGAGCAAGACGAGCAACUGAGGGUGCACGCCUCUGGCUCCUUCUCUGGCUAAUCGAUGAACAGCAAGCUCACUGUAAUGAAGGAAUGACUAUUCCAUCAGUGCGCUGCAAGGGGGCAAGAAGAUGAGUCGACGA